CAACAGCUUCGGAAUUUUUAGAAAUUAAGCUCCAAAUGAUUUCUUCUCGUAUUUGACGUCACAAUGAACCACACGACUAGUUGACCUCUUUUUUCGCUUCUCUAUGUAUUAAAUCUCGUCGAGAUGGGAAAAUAAGUGCUCAGCUCCUACGAUCCCUGUGGGAUUCAUUGUGCACGACCACGAUCGAAAAAAAACAAAUGACGGUCUCGGCUUUCGUAGCGCCCGUAUCAUGGCGACGACGAAGGAAGGCCGCGAGGAGAUGAAAAUAAUGACGCAGGAGGUUCCUCCAGCGCCCGAGUUUCGGCUCUUGGAAGGCGAUCCGCCAGACGAGUUCGACCUCGCAUUCGUCUUUGGCGAGGGCGCAAAGUCCUUUGCGGUGUGGCAGUUUCCCACCUUCAAAGUUUUGGAUCUGAACAGCAGCGACUUCUUCACCGAUGAGAAUGACGUUGACGGCCCGCGUGCGAUCGUUUCUCUCUUGGCCGACAAAAUCCGAAGGGAAAAGCCCCCUCGUCCGUCUGAUCAUAGGCCCGAGGCGAGUGUUGUUGUCCACGAGGUGAGCGGCAUGGCGGAGGCGAGCAGUAACUUUGAGGAUUCCGUAUCCGAGAUUCUCGACGCAGCUGCUGAUGCGGAAACACUGUUAGCUGC
Amoebophrya sp. A120 is the source of this 645-nucleotide messenger RNA. Lineage: Eukaryota; Dinophyceae; Syndiniales; Amoebophryaceae. The record is from the annotation of a GenBank genome assembly.